This is a messenger RNA of Notothenia coriiceps (black rockcod), 502 nucleotides long. Its product is annotated as FERM domain-containing protein 6-like. The annotation marks the transcript as partial. The transcript has 2 exons. NCBI's taxonomy places the organism in Eukaryota, Metazoa, Chordata, Actinopteri, Perciformes, Nototheniidae. Gene Ontology annotation, biological process: positive regulation of hippo signaling. The record is from RefSeq and is a predicted model, not a curated record. Gene Ontology annotation, cellular component: cytoplasmic side of apical plasma membrane.
CAGGGUAAGAAGUUUGAGAUCCUCCCUGACGGCCUCCCGUCGGCUCGUAAACUGAUGUACUACACCGGAUGUCCGAUUAGAUCCCGGCAUCUCCUGCAGUUGCUGAGCAACAGCCACCGGCUCUACAUGAACCUGCAGCCGGUGCUCAAACAGGUGCGCCGCCUCGAGGAGAACGAAGAUAAGAAGCAGUACCGGGAGUCGUACAUCAGCGACGCUCUGGACCUGGACAUGGAUCAGAUGGAUAAACGCUCGCGGGCCAGCGGCAGCAGCGCCGGCAGCAUGAAGCACCACAAACGCCUCCACCGAAGCUCCACCACGAGUCACGGCAGCUCGCAGACCUCCGGCAUCGAGGCGGACAGCUUCAGGGCGGGGGGGCAGGACAGCUGCAGGGCGGGGGGGCAGCACCGACCCCUUCGGACCUGCAGCUCCUCCACAACGAGCCACGGCAGCUCCAACACCUCCGGCAUCGAGAGCGGCGGCAAGGAGCGCCUGGAAGACGACG